Molecule: messenger RNA, 4803 nt
Organism: Durusdinium trenchii
Lineage: Eukaryota; Dinophyceae; Suessiales; Symbiodiniaceae
Source: the annotation of a GenBank genome assembly
UUGGCUCCAGUCGUUUCUCGGAUGCCGAAGAUCAGCUUCGGUCAUGGCUCUGAGCGGGCCAAGCCCGUGCUCGCAGGCCUCUCGAAGUUUUGACCCGGAGGUCUCUCACGGACGGUAACGCCACGAGAUGGCCCGGUGGAGACAGCUACUCUGUGGUCUUGCGGUGCUGAUUGGCGUGAGUCAAGCUCAGACUGAUGCUGUGACGCCUUGGUUGGACGUCUGCACCUCGGAGGAUUUCCUCAAUUACCGAGCUCAGCUUUGUCCUGCCACUUUUGUGGUAUCAACCUUGGCCUUCAAUCCGCUCUAUCCCUUGGCGAUCUCCAACGUGACGAUCAUUCUCCAGCCAUCCGAAGAUUUGCAGAGCAGCAUUCAGACAACACAGUUCAUCGAACUCAAUCUGCCUGGCUUCGAGGCAAUUGGAACUACAAAUGUUGCGAAUGCCAACUUAAGGGACUUGCCCAUCACUGCUGGCAACACAGUGCCACUGGGAGUGGAUCCACUCUUCGGCUACAAUACUUAUGCGAAUCCGCUCUUCACUGACUUUGCCCAGUACAACAUCCGGACACGGCUCUUGAGACUCAUGGUCAGAACUGGAAACUCCUUGCUGUCCAACAGGGACACGGAGAUCACUGUGUGUUGUAUGAAACUCCCAGCUGCAUCCCCAAAGGACUUUACUGGCUACACGAUUUCCGGGCCGACCUCCUUGGACACCAUCGUGACGAUCCCGGAGGAGCCAAUUCUGUCGACGCCAUUCAUUGAUCCAGGCUUGCAAUGGGAGUUCUUGAGGGUGUCCUUUGAGCCACCGAUCUCGCAGCACGUCACGAUCAUCCACCUGACCUUGCGCCCUGCGAAUGCCCUGACCGACCGUGCACGGAUCAUUCUGAGCAUGCCAGAGAUUACGCGGGUGAACAAUGUGAGUGGGGAGGUCUCAUUCAACACCGCGAACAGCAUCAGCGGAGCUGAUUGGAUGUUCUUCGAGAGCUCAGCUCUGUGGGAUGCAGGAGUUGGCACACUCACCUUCUUCCUGCGACAGGGCAAGGUGCUGCUGGCCAGCCGGCAAGUGACACUGUCCACCAACCCCGGGGAGUUUGAGCUGCCUGUUGAGCUUGCGGCGGACAGCCCCACGUUGACGGUGUCUGCACGAUCCUUCGACAACAUUGAUGAAGUGGUGCGGGAAACACCAGUGACUCAGUCCAGCGCGGUUCCUCAUGUGCGCAACUUCACCUUCACCAGGUUGGCCUACACUAACAACGUUGCCAACCAGCAGACCAAUGUCCUCUUCCACUUCAUGACGAACCGACCGCUCUUUGCCGGAUCAGUCAUCUAUCUCCGCUUGUCUGGCUUCACAGCUCAACGUGUGGAAGUGCCCCUGAAAGGGACCACCAAGGUGCAUUUCCGAGAUGAAAGCGGAUACUUCAAUCUCCCGGAGAAUAUCCUGGAACUCCACAUUACCCGAACCAUCUAUUCGGAUGAGUCAUUGUUUGAGCUGGAAAUGGUGGAGCUGAUUCUGCCACCAGCGCUUUAUGCCAAUGACACCUCCUUGCUAGCUUGGAAUUCGGAUCCAGGGGCUCCGCAGCAGCCGGUGGACGACUCUCCGAUGGUGGGCAACGGCUACAAGACCUUCAAGCGAUCGCAGUUGGCCUUCGAGCCCUCAGAGCCGAGGUUGGCUGCCAACAUCACCUUCACGCUGGAGCCGUCGAUCGUCUUCUACCAGGGGGAUAUGAUCGUGAUCCACAUGUAUGGCUUCGCGUGCACGGCAACCACCAUCCCACUUCUGGGCCCGGAUGCCUUUCGCGUUGAGGACCAAGCUGCUUCGUGGACUCCGGAGGAGAGCAUGCUGGUGUUCACCACUGCGCAGAACGAGAUCAUUAGCAAUGCCGCUCCCUUCCGAGUGAGCAUUGGCCGGGACGUCAACUUUCGGCUCCCAGACAAGCUCAGUGAGAACGACGGCAUUCUUAGAAUAGAAGGUAAAGGAGCUGAGGGGGUUCUCAUUGACCUGGAGCCUGUGAAAAAGAUCCCGAAAAUCGGAGACGACAAGUACGUCAUCGAGUCCCGCGUGGUCUUUCAACCACAGGAUGAGUCGGUCAAUGCCUUCACCCGGAUUAGCUUCUCCAUGGUGCUGAAUACCGAUGUCUUGCCCAAUUCGACCAUCUAUAUCAAACUGGGUGGUCUCGUUCGUGAUCCUGGUCGGACGAAUAUGGUGGGCGUGCAAGGCCCGGCGCGCUCGGGCGAGAUCAAGCUCUCGGGCGCCAACGGGCCGCUCUUCCGCGGCGAGGUGGGAUACUGGGACCAGGACCAGGUGCUUCUCACGGUGCAGAUGAUCUCCACGGUGCAGAUCUACGCGGGCGAGCGUGUCCGUUUCUUCAUUGAGAGGGACCAGGACUUCAAGUUGCCUUUCUCCGCCUAUCCCAACGACCCCUCCUUCAGGUUGGCGGUGCCGGAGGCUGGUAUCCCUGAGCGGCCCUUCUUGUUUUCCACACGGGUCAGCCAACAAGGAAAGGAAUUUGGCGUCUCAGAGAUUUUCUACGGAUCUCGCGGUGCAGUGGCAUAUCCGAACACAGUGGUGGAGUUCAACUUCAGGUUUCAGCCCAAUGUGAACCUCCCGGCGGGCACCACCGUGAGACUCACGCUUCCUGGCUUUACCUGCCCCUUUACCAGCGUUCCAAUUGGAACCCAAGAGGUGCCAGUGCUCGGUGAGAAGGACUUAAGUGACUUUAUCCGCUUCGGACAAUGGAACCAGAUGGAUAACACCUUUGAUUUGGUGGUGCCUGUUGGACAAGCGAUCUAUCGACAGCUGACGACGGUGCUGCGCAUCAUGCAGUCGGGUGGCUUCCGCUUGCCGAUCACUCCGCUGCUCCCUGAUGAUACGCGCCUAACGAUCCAAGCCAUUGGGAAUGUCGUGGUCUUCGAGGAGCCCAUCAAAAACUCUCCGCGGGUGGUUGACCGAUCUUUCCAGGUCUCGGAGUUCAUCUACGCGCCGCCACAGCAGGAUAGUAUAUUUCAGCUGAAGAUGCUGCUGCAGCCCACUGUGAACAUCACGCACGCGAAUGACAUCGUACUCUUUCUGCCCGGCUUCCGGAACUCCUUGUCCAAAGUGAACAUUCACAUCAUGGGCGAGGACCGUGGGAGGAUCCAAGACUCCAUGGGCAGUUGGAAUGAGACCACCGCGCGGCUAACGCUGAAAGUGCCACUUAGAGAAGUGAUUCCAGCAUUUACAAUGCUGGAUCUUCGAGUAGAAGAGAGCCAGGGCUUCAUCCUGCCUUCAGCCCUCAAUGCCAAUGACACGUCGUUACGGAUCUCGUCCUUGAAUAACAUCCAGGAAGAGCCGAUCAAGACGUCGCCCAUGGUGGGCAACGGCCCCUUCACCGGACACUUGUACUGCAUGUUCCAGUACGAAGUGGGAACGCGAAGCCCUUCGCCGAUUUGCCCCACGGCCAUUGACUGCAAUCCGCCGUUGACGGACCCGUGCAACCCCUCGGAGCUGACGAGGUGUGGUUGUGAUGCUCGCGUGGACGAGAUUUUCCCGAUGAUGGUCCUGGGCUUCAACCUGCAGAAUGAGGAUUCCGUGCACUUCUUGCCCUAUGACCAGCUUUGCAACUUUGAUCUCAUAGGCCCCACGAUCCUGAACCCCUUCAGCGAGCCGCUCAGCCAGACGGUCUCCGAGAAUCGAGAUCAGGUCACCUACGAAGGAAUGACCUCGAUUUCCACGGGCAUUUACCGGGUUUGUGCCAACCAUGUUGGCCGGCUCUAUGAUGUGGGCAUGGUCAUUGUCCGGCCAUCCUGUCAAGUGCCACUGGUGCUGGUGGACGGUGCGUGUGUGGAGCAUUGUCCGCGCACGAAAGUGCCAGUGGCUGGCAAGUGCAUACGAGACACCAUGGCGUUCCAUGCAUUGGACACUGUGGACUACAUGCUGCCUAUUCGCAUGACAGACCCCUACGCAAGCAGUGGCACCUCGAUUGCCUCUCGGAGCUCGGACGACGCGGAGCAGCGCUACUUCAUUUAUCGCUAUGUCUACGAGAUGGGCAAGAUUUUGAACGCUGAUCCUACACGGAUUCAGGUGGCUUCUCUCUCCAAUGGAUCAGUGGUGGUGAACACCGUUUUCAAGGUGGUUGGCACUUGGAAUGAUAUCAAGUCCACCGAUGAACGUUCACCUUGGGGUCUCAUUUCCCUCUUGAAAGCUCUGCAAGCGGACACAAGCUCUCAGCUCUAUCAGAGUCCAUUCUUCAAGUUCGUCGACCGCGCAGCAAUGUCGGAGCCCAUUCCAGUCCGUCAGUGUAGCGAUGGAGUCUAUCGUGUCUUCUGCCCAUACAACGGUGGCAUCAUGAGCACCGGCGAGGCGCUCGGCAUCCUGUUCUUGGGCAUCGCCAUCGUGCCGGUGGCACUAUCAUGCCUCUGCUGCACUUUUUGGCACAUUGACAUGGACAAGUCCAGUUCCAUGGACGUCGAAGACGUGCUGGAAAAGAUGCAGCAUGACCCCAGUCAAGUGGAUGCCAAGCUGCAAAUCGAGUAUGCUUGCUCAUGGUUGGAGGGCCGAUUCAUGGGUGAGGAUUGGCAGAAGCAGCGACAAAUCAUCGCCAGCGUGGCGUACUCUUAAACACGCCCCAAGUUGGCUGCAAAGACAAGAGGCUGAGUGCCUCAGCCAACGGGAAAACUUUGUUAACGGUACCCGUGCGUCAUGCACGCUGCAAGUUGCUGGCGUUCGAAAGUACGCAGCAGCAAGUCGCCUUUGUAGUUUGGCACGGAAUUCAUGCGCACAUGGUGGACAAACCACCUGGUGAUGUGGAAGAAGUGGGCGAGUUGAGC